Molecule: messenger RNA, 5440 nt
Organism: Lutra lutra (Eurasian river otter)
Lineage: Eukaryota; Metazoa; Chordata; Mammalia; Carnivora; Mustelidae
Exons: 10
Coding region: 116-2035 (639 amino acids)
Biological process (GO): nervous system development; cell-substrate junction assembly; heart development
Molecular function (GO): proteoglycan binding; integrin binding
Source: RefSeq, a predicted model, not a curated record
GCGAACCUUGCAAAGCGCGGGCGGCUGCGCGGCGGGGCGGUCGUGGGCUCCAGCACGCACCCGCUGCUGCGCUGUGCGUCCCGCGCCCUGACUUCAGGGCUCUGCUCUCUACGCGAUGGAGAAAUCAAUUAUUCUAUUGCUCUGGUUACAAUAUGUUGUUAAGAUCUCAAAAAGUUUCUGUGAUAUGCCAAUGAAUAAUCAAACAACAGCAGUUUUUAUUGAAUGGGAUGAAUUUCCUAAGGCAGGAAAUCCUGAAUUUUAUUUUUUAAAAUACCAACUUGUUAAUAAUUUUGCUGAAAAAAAUAUCAAAAGGAUUCUUGUAAACCCACAAGAGCUUUCAAAAUCAAUAACAUUAGAGGAAAAUGAAGACUAUCACAUCAUUCUACAGUCCAUAAAAUAUGGACAAAUUUUAAGUGAAAAGUCACUUAAAAUCCGUAGUUUCUCAACUAGCAAUAUUAAAACAGUAGUGACAAGCACGAGUGUUUCUUUUAAUUGGAGUUUGCUGUCUUCCAAUGACAUUUCAGUGUCAAUAUCUUUCAAUAAUUCUUCACAAAUUAUGCCAAAUAAUGUUACAGUUUAUGAGUGGGAUAAUUUAAAACCUAGAAGCCUAUAUGCUUUUAAAUUUGAAUUUAAACAGUUGUAUUUGGAUUUUAUAAAUAUAUUGCAGAGACUGGAUGUUCAAGUAGAAACAGGUUCAUGUUCACGAGGAUGGCUAGCAUUAAGAAACAGCUGUUACAAAAUUAGCAAAGAGAGUGUGCCAUGGAAUAUAGCCCAGCGACGCUGUAGGUUAUCCUUAAGUUCUGCACACCUUGUGGAUAUAAAAAAUGAAGAGGAAAAAAAAUUGAUAAUUUCACUUCUCAGGUCAAAAAAUCAAAUAAUAAUAUGGACAGGUCUUAACGACUUGAAGAAGGACGAUCAUCUCACAUGGAUAGAUGGAUCAUCUUUUGGCCUUAAGAAAAAUGAAACCUUUUCUUUUCCACUGCUACCCAAGAAUGAAACAGAUUGCUAUAUUUUGCAGCAAAAUGCAACUGGAUCAAACUAUUUCUUUACAAGAUUUUUCUGUUAUGUUCCACUGCCAUAUAUUUGCAAAUAUGAAUCACCUUCUCUGCAGGAAAACCUUUUGAUCCAUAUAAAGGAUGUUGGAACAACUGAAGUUGUAUUUGGUUGGCAUAAUUGGAAUGUUUGGAACACUUUGAAUAAGUGGCUAAAACUGGGAUAUAAAAUUAUCAUUAAGUAUUAUUUAGAUUAUACAGAAGAACAAUAUUUUGAAAGCAUAUCCCCAAAUACUACAGAAAAAACAAUUACCAAAUUGUUUCCUGGCCAUAUUUACAGAUUUUUACUCUUUGCAGUAAAUAAAUGGGAGGCAAGAACUAUGUUAAGUCCAGUAUUUAUUGUUGAAACACGCCCAUUAUCAGCUCAGAAUGUCACAGUGACUCUUUUGACCCCAACAGAAGUAUUUUUACACUGGAAUCCUCCAGAUCUUAUGUCUUUUCACCAUUAUCUUGUGACUAUUUUGGAUGUGGAAACCAGUAAAUCAGAAGAGGUGCUUGUUGAAAAAUUCAGCACAUCAGUGAAAAUUGGAGAUCUGAAAUCUUUCCAUCAUUAUCAGAUAUAUCUAUUCAGUGUUGGGGAAAGAGGAACUUUAAGCUGCUUUGAGAGACCUAUUUCAGCCGUUACAGGUAUUAAUCCUCCUCAGAAGGUUCACAUAAAACCUGAAGAUGUGGGAGAGGACAGUAUAAUUCUUCAGUGGGAAUCCCCACCAGAUGGCCACGAGGUCUACAUUCAAAUCAAACCCUCAUCAGAUAUAAGAGAAGUCCUGAAGCUUUUUGUAAGGAAUGCUAAUAGAUUAAAGAUUGAUAAUUUAACCCCUGGGAUGACAUAUGACAUUGGAAUGGCAACAGUGAUGAAUGGGAAUUUGAGUGAGCUGGUAACCAUUCAACAAACUCUAAGUGAGAAUCAAAUGUUUUUCAUUCAUAACAGAUAUCUGCUGAUUUGGGGCUAUUGUGGAACAUUCCCUGACACACCCCUCUGGUAGUAGGUUUUACCUUUUUAAGUAGAUUGUUGGUUGCUUAUCUAAUGGUAGCCCAGGACCUGGAGUGGUUUGCAUUCCUCUUCUCCCGAGAAUGCUUAAUGCAUGAAUUAAGGCAACGUUGUUUUUGAUUAGAAACUUGACCCUAAAGCCACAUCGCCUAGGUCUGAAUCUGGGCCAAACUAGUUGAGUGGCCCUGAGCAAUGUAUUCAACAUAUUUUUGCCUUAAUUUACCCAUUUCUAAAGUGGGAGAAAAUAAUGGUAUGUACAUAUUGAGUGGAUUUUCUUGAGACUAGCUGAUUUAAUAAAGGUGAACAGUGCCUGACACAUAGCUAUAUGAAUGUCUGUAAUUAUUAUUAUAAAGGCAUGCUGUUGCAACACACUGAAAGAAAAUACUGACAGUAUUUAAAAGGCUAAGGACCAAACCAACGACAAAUCUCCAUGUUCUUUCUCGAAUAAGGUUAAUUCAUGCAAUACGUAAUCAUUAAAAAUCUAAAAAAAAGAAAUUCAAAUAAAAAAUGCCAAAACAAAUCUAUUAAGGAAGGAGAAAGAAAAGAAAUGACAAGUAAAUAAAUAAUAUUUUUGGAUAUUUAUAAAUUGUGCUAAACAUUAGGAGGGGAAAAAGCAAUGUGGUGUGAUGUAACUGAAGAGGGGUGGGUGGUUCUGGGGUGUGGAUGGACUGUAAUGGGAGUUGCCUAAUGGAUGAGAAGGAGCCACAGUGUGAUCAGGUGGAUGAAGGGUGCGGUAGGCACUAACACCCAGUGUAAAGGCACAAAGGCUAUAAAACAGGGAAACGUUUGGUGUAUCUGAGACCAAAAAAGGCUGUAAUAUGCUGUGUCUAAUGAAGAGGGAGAAGAGGAAUAUGAAAUGAUAUUGCAGAGGUAUUCAGGGGUUAGAUCACAUAGAUCUUAUAGGCUGUGCUUUUGAGUUUGUUUUGAGGGGAAUGGGAAGCCAUUGAGAGUUUUAUUCAGGAGAGUGAUGGUGUGAGCUCCAUUACAAAAAUUCCCCCCUGAUUGUGUGCAAAGAAUGAUUUGUAAAGGGUCAGGGAUGGAAGUAGGACAGCUGGGUAAGAGUGUCCUAGAAUUUAGGGAAAAGAUUAUGGCGGGCAAGGAUGGGAAAGAGCAGAUAGAAAGUAGUAGAUAUAUUUUAUAGUGUGAAAGUAGGAAGUCUGAGCUUUGGUGGUGCAUGUGAGGAAUAAAGGAAGGGUUUUUUUGUUUGUUUGUUUUGUUUUUUUACUUGUAUCUGAUUUGGGUAGAAAGAGGUAACUCUGAGGAAGGAAAGAAGAUUAGACCUCACAGGCCUUUUUGGCUAAUAGUAGGGUAGCCUGAUGGGAAAAAUGACUUGGUCCAAAAAAUUAUGUACCAGUAGUGUCCACACUCAACCACAUCAAAUCUUACCAUUUUGUCUUCCAAAGACUAAAACUAAUGAAUCAUUGAAUACUACAUCAAAAACUAAUGAUGUACUAUAUGCUGGCUAACUGAAUUUAAUAAAAAAAAAGAAGACUAAAACUAAAUUUGUCUAUAGCACUUCCAUACUUAAAUUUCUGAGAAAAUGUACCUGAAGAUAAUUAUCAUAGGAAAAGAUUAGGAAAAAAGAAAACAUCUGAAAAAAAGAUAUUCCUAAAAAGAAAUAUUCCUAAGAAUAUAUAUUUCACGCCCAUCAAACAAACCCAAAAUUUUUAUUGGCAGAAUGGAAGUACUAAAAUUAAAACUUGUAGAUGGAAAAUGAACCAAUUAUUAACAAUAUGAGGUUAGAGUGUCCCCACAGUGUCUUGGUGCCUAAGUUUUCUCUCUAAAAAUUUAGAUCAUUGAAUACAUUUUUAAAUUGACUUCCAGCUCUAAAGUCCUAUUUUUUUCUUUGAGUUCAGGGAACUCAGGAGAUUUCAACCCUCUGCUAUCUAAAAUAUAAAAAUUUUAUCUCCCUUUCUAGAAAGUGAGCUUCUUUGAAAUCUUACUCAGCCUGGAAUCUCCAGGUGUCCAACAGUUCUUAACUCUGUUUAACUCAAACACAUUUGUAAAACUGCUCUCUAGCAUGCAAGCUGAAACAUGAUUAACAUAUAUAAAUCCUAGGAAAAAUGAUAGAAUUUGGGGGUUUGAAGUUAAGACAGAAAUCUUCUUGCCAAUGCUCCACCUGAUAUGUGAUUCCUAGCAUAGAGCCUCUCAUUAUUUUGUAAAUGCGUCCCUGUAAUUUUCCUCUAUUAUAAGACCAUGUUUGUUUUCCAGAAGCAUUACAAAGAGAGCAAAUCUACUCCCUGAUUCACAUGAAAGGACAUCAGUUGUUUGGAAAUAGCCAUUAGGUGUUCCUGGUUUCUACAGUUUCUUCCUUUCUGGUGAAUUGUCUUUAGUUUCUUCAAGCAUAACACUAUUUCUUAUAAUUCUAUUAGCUUUUCUAUUCUGUUCUUAACCUUAGAAGCACUACUGGCGCCAUCAGAUUAUUUAUCAUUCAUCAUUUUUAUUUGUCUCAGAUGAUAUAUAUUAACCUAUCCCAAGGUGCAUAAAUAGAAAUUAAUUCUCUGUAUGCAUCCAUUCAACAAACAUUUGUUGAUAACUGUUAUUUACCAUGUCCUAUUUCCCUUUCUUCCAUACAAUUUGAGAUGGUUAAAGCAUAGAGGGACAUUUACCUGUUAAUGACCUUUUGCAGACACAGAGAAGAAAAUGAAACUCACAUCUUCAUUGACUUCCCUUUUCUUUUUGAAACAUAUUUGUCCAUCGCUCUAAAUUAUCUUGAAAAUAACUAGCCAGAUUUGAUUUCCAGUUAUUAUUUUGGUGCACGUGAAUUGUAACAUGUGACCUUUGGGAGGAGGCAGUGCUUAGCAGCACAGACCUUGGGACUGGGUUGUCUCAGCUGGAAUUCCAGCUCCACGAUUAUCAGCUUAUACCCCCUGGAAAGUCCCUCAAGCUUUAUUGGCCCUCAGGUUCCUUCUCUCUAAAAUGGGAAUGAUGAUAAUCUUAUCUACUGUAUGAAAUUAAUAAAAUUUAAGGGCUCAGAGAAUUCUGAGAAUGUUUAUUAUUGUGACGAUUUUUAUUUUCUCAGUAGGACUGGACUGGUGGCUUUGGGGAGUGAAGAGCAUCCCUAGUGUUUCAACCACAGUAAAGCCGUUUGUUUAUAUAAUCUCUCAUUGUUGGAGGAAUUAAGUACUCCUUUCCUUGAGGGAGGGAGAGCUGGUAUUUGAGUCUCCUUCUUUCCCUCUCAGUAUAGAAGGAUAAAUAUUAAGACAGGCUGGAAAUCUGUGAGACUUCAUUCUUCCUUGCCUAUAAUAAAACCCUUUGAAUUUAGCCUUGUUCCAUUUAUCUUAUAUUGAAAGAAAAAAAAAAACCUCAUAUAGUCCCCACUGCUGCCACUCCUUUUAAAAGAUCUCUUUCAUGAGGAAGUGGAGAUGCAACGUGGAGAGUUUGGGGGAUAGGAAAAGAA